This is a messenger RNA of Cooperia oncophora, 861 nucleotides long. Lineage: Eukaryota; Metazoa; Nematoda; Chromadorea; Rhabditida; Trichostrongylidae. The record is from the annotation of a GenBank genome assembly.
AUGAUUCAUGGCUACGGGAGGAGCUUCACCCAAUCGAUAUGGAAAGGACUCAAGAAGACGACAAUAUAUGAAAGGAAAUGCCAAACAUGCAGUGACGUGAUCAAAGGAAAGACACAUGUGCUUUUUCUCCAUAUGGGUCAGCCCAGAACAGAAUACUACGCAAAGGGUUUUCUGCGGAAGUCAGCCAAUGCUUACUACCAAAUCCCGAAGAAACUCGAGAGAUACAUUCCAAUGGCUUUUCUCGUGGAUGGAAGGGUCAAGGAUGCGAUAGCGAAAUAUGGUGAAGCCGGUUGCAUUGAAGAGCCCCUCACUACAUUCACGAAUCGAGUUCAAGAAAGUUUGAACACGAUAAUGCCAGAGUUUGGGAGUAUUUCUUGCUCAAGUGCCUUCCUUUUUGACGACCCUUCAAUCGAUCAGGAACUUGUGAAUCUUGGGAAGAAUAGCUACAACCACAUCGUAGUGUUCCCGCUGUAUCCACACUUCUCAUGUGCACGAUCUGGAUUUCUGCUGAACGAAGUCGAACGAGUAUUGCAAACGUUCACCGUCCCGGCCACCGUAGACGACCGUGAAGUGCCAUGCGAGCGAAUCGUGCCAAAAUCAAGCAGCUCUUUCCAUGUGUCUGCUUUGCACCGGUGGGGGAAUCAUCCCAUUGUGAGCGAAUAUUGGCUCGACCUCCUUCAGAAGCACCGUGAUGAGAUUGGAGCUGUUGUGUUCUGCGCGCCAUCCAUAACGAAACGACUCACUGCUCAUUCAUCAGGAAAACAAAUAGCGAUAGUUCCUGUAUCUGCGAUACUUCCCGACUUCAACACAUUUUCUGUUUUACCCAAUAUCACUGAAUCUUUGGUAAGCAUUUCAUUCUAA